AUGGCCGGAAUUGUCCACAAGGAGUUUCCUGAGUUGGCCCAGACAGGGCUGAACUAUCUGUCCUGGUCCUCGGACUGCGAGAUCUUUCUCCAGGGCAAAACCCUCCUGAGGGCGAUCGGUAAGGGGGCCCAGCUGGCCGUCACUGAUCCCAAGUUCAAGACUGAGAAUGCGCAGGCUCUGCACUUUCUCCGUCAUCACCUGUCACCUACUCUGAAAGAUGAGUAUAUGGCUGAGCGCAGUGCUUCUGGCCUUUGGACCGCUCUUAAGCAGCGGUUUGAGCGGCUGAAGUACACUGUGAAGCCACGUGCAGAGGCAGAGUGGAUCCGUCUGAGGUUUGCGGACUUCAAGACGGUUGGGGAGUACAAUUCGGCUCUGCACCGGAUUUGUACGACUCUUCGGUUGUGUAGUACUGAGAUUACCGACUCCUAG
Molecule: messenger RNA, 429 nt
Organism: Aegilops tauschii subsp. strangulata
Lineage: Eukaryota; Viridiplantae; Streptophyta; Magnoliopsida; Poales; Poaceae
Source: RefSeq, a predicted model, not a curated record